Fusarium verticillioides 7600 is the source of this 2486-nucleotide messenger RNA. Its product is annotated as endoglucanase type K. The record is from RefSeq and is a predicted model, not a curated record. Gene Ontology annotation, biological process: carbohydrate metabolic process. Lineage: Eukaryota; Fungi; Ascomycota; Sordariomycetes; Hypocreales; Nectriaceae. Gene Ontology annotation, molecular function: cellulase activity; cellulose binding. The transcript is spliced from 3 exons. Gene Ontology annotation, cellular component: extracellular region. The coding region runs from base 1022 to 2179 and encodes 385 amino acids.
AGUUUAUGGUACACCCAGCAGAGUCAAUCAGAACCUCACUGCAAAUUGACAUAGAUUGGAACCCAAGAAGCACAUCGGCAUAUGCUCUUCUACCACGCUCAGGCCCUUACUUACUUUGACUGCACCGCAACUUGAAGCCAUCGCGGCUUCAUAAUAAGUGCUUAAAAGUGCCGACGAUCCGUCGCAUCCGCCAUCUCAAAGUCUAUCUGUUUCACCUCUUGGCGCGCGAUUCGCGUCAACGUUCCAUCCGGCAACUCUACAGUAGCUCACCCAUCACCCAUAUCCCAGGGGCCACUUACACCAACGGCGGUCCCCUCAGCGCUAAACCACCAGAGGAUUCUAGAAGGAGUUCUCAUCUCAUUUCCAGCGUCUACGGUAUAAACGGCAUCGCUUCUUAUUAACCACCUGUAUCGUGCAGUCAGCCUUUACCACUUCUAGAACCAUCACCUUUGUCUGCUUCACUCUCUAUCCCUGCCUCUCGGGCCCAAUCUCGGGAGACACGGCCGAAAACCGUUGUCAAUUUCCCCACAGCUGUUCCUGAAACCAAAGUCUCCUAGACUUCAUUUCUCACUCGUUCGGUCCAGCCUUGCCGUCCCUUGUCCGUCAGACCAGCUCCUAGACGUCUUAUUAGUGGAGGAUCUGUUUCCCGUUCCCGACCUGCAUCGAUAUGCUGACGGGGUCCAAUCAUUGCACCACCAUCAGCUUGUCAUCUUGACUUUUGGUGAUCCUUGAAUUUGUACCUGCGCUAGUUUGAGCUAGACUAACUGACCACUUGGACGAAAUGUGCUCAUGAUAUCUGAUAGUUUCAUGGCGCAGCAUAGGCUGAAUACGCGGGAGUUGAGUUUGCGCGGGAGUGAGGGUUGGGCGGUUGUAUAUAAGAUGAGGUCUGCGUCCCGAUGUUCUGGUUACUGGACACUCGAGCACUGCCUUCUCAUUCAUUCAUUCACUUCAUUCAUUCUUUAGAGUUACAUACACUCUCUUUCAAAACAGUCACUCUUUAAACAAAACAACUUUUGCAACAAUGCGAUCUUACACUCUUCUCGCCCUGGCCGGCCCUCUCGCCGUGAGUGCUGCUUCUGGAAGCGGCCACUCUACUCGAUACUGGGAUUGCUGCAAGCCUUCUUGCUCUUGGAGUGGAAAGGCUGCUGUCAAUGCCCCUGCUUUGACUUGUGACAAGAACGACAACCCCAUCUCCAACACCAACGCCGUCAACGGUUGUGAGGGCGGUGGUUCUGCUUAUGCUUGCACCAAUUACUCUCCUUGGGCUGUCAACGAUGAGCUUGCCUAUGGUUUCGCUGCUACCAAGCUCUCCGGUGGCUCCGAGGCCAGCUGGUGCUGUGCUUGCUAUGCUUUGACCUUCACUACUGGUCCCGUCAAGGGCAAGAAGAUGAUCGUCCAGUCCACCAACACUGGAGGUGACCUCGGCGACAACCACUUCGAUCUCAUGAUGCCCGGCGGUGGUGUCGGUAUCUUCGACGGCUGCACCUCUGAGUUCGGCAAGGCUCUCGGCGGUGCUCAGUACGGCGGUAUCUCCUCCCGAAGCGAGUGUGAUAGUUUCCCCGAACUUCUCAAGGACGGCUGCCACUGGCGAUUCGACUGGUUCGAGAACGCCGACAACCCUGACUUCACCUUCGAGCAGGUCCAGUGCCCCAAGGCUCUCCUCGACAUCAGUGGAUGCAAGCGUGACGACGACUCCAGCUUCCCUGCCUUCAAGGGUGAUACCUCGGCCAGCAAGCCCCAGGCCUCCAGCUCCGCUAAGAAGACCACCUCCGCUGCUGCUGCCGCUCAGCCCCAGAAGACCAAGGAUUCCGCCCCUGUUGUCCAGAAGUCCUCCACCAAGACUGCCGCUCAGCCCGAGCCCACUAAGCCCGCCGAGAAGCCCACCUCUACCAAGCCCGCUGCGAAGCCUCAGACCGACAAGCCCGUCGCCACCAAGCCUGCUGCCACCAAGCCCGCUCAGCCUAUCAACAAGCCCAAGACAACCCAGAAGGUCCGUGGAACCAAAACCCGAGGAAGCUGCCCGGCCAAGACUGACGCUACCGCCAAGGCGUCUGUUGUCCCUGCUUAUUACCAGUGUGGCGGUUCCAAGUCCGCUUAUCCCAACGGCAACCUCGCUUGCGCUACUGGAAGCAAGUGUGUCAAGCAGAACGAGUACUACUCUCAAUGCGUCCCCAACUAAAUGGUAGAUCCAUCAGUUUCGGGAGAGACCAUAAAACGUCUCAGAAGGGAUCCUCUCAUGAGCAGCUUGUCAUUGUAUAGCAUGGCAUCCUGGACCAGGUAUUCGACCCUUGUUGUACAUAUUAGAUCUUCAUUGUAUAUAUUUAGACACAUAAAUAGCCUCUUGUCAGCGACAAUUGGCUAUAAGACUUGGCAGGCUUGUUCAAUAUGACAUAGUUGCCUCCAUAACGCCCUUCGUCAUAACGUUCCUUCAGAGUGAGCAAGUGAACAAGUUGUGGAAUAGAGCAUUAAGUAUGGCAUCCGUUCUU